Messenger RNA from Empidonax traillii (willow flycatcher), 1775 nucleotides. It is a transcript of the gene JMJD4, whose product is annotated as jumonji domain containing 4. Gene Ontology annotation, biological process: protein hydroxylation; negative regulation of gene expression; positive regulation of translational termination. The record is from RefSeq and is a predicted model, not a curated record. Gene Ontology annotation, cellular component: nucleus; cytoplasm. The transcript is spliced from 7 exons. Gene Ontology annotation, molecular function: sequence-specific DNA binding; histone H4R3 demethylase activity. The coding region runs from base 414 to 1697 and encodes 427 amino acids. NCBI's taxonomy places the organism in Eukaryota, Metazoa, Chordata, Aves, Passeriformes, Tyrannidae.
GGAAUUCCUUCAUGGAGGUCCCUUAAUCCCACUGUGGUGUCCCGGAAGGAACCAGCCCUGGCAAGGAGGUGACAAGGGACGAGCAGCACCUCCACCACCCACAGGCUGCUCAUUGUGAGGCCGUCCCACCCCCAUUUAACCUCCACAAACUAUGGAAGAUCCCAAUUAUCCCAACGUGCUGGGAUGCUCCUGCACCACUCCUCGUUUCCCCUCUUCUUUCCCGUGAGUUUUCACGGAUUCAGAGACUCCAAUCCCAUUUUUAAGCAGGUGUUUGUUUUUUUUUUUGCCGUGGGAGAACGGAAUCUGCUCGGCUCCGGCUUGGCUAAGCCAGGAAUUGCAUCCAGCCUGUCUUGGCCAAGCCAGGAAUUGCAUCCAGCCUUCCUUGGCCAAGCCAGGAAUUGCAUCCAGCCUGCAUGGACAGGGCAACCUUUGCCUGUUCCACUGCCUUUUUCCAUGACUCCAGCGCCUCAUCCCAGGCUGCUCCGGGCCUGCCGGGGGGACACGUUGACUUCAUCGAGAAAGUCGAUUCCUUCACCUACUCGGAUUUUUUCCGGGAUUAUCUGAUCCCCAACCACCCGUGCGUUUUCUCAGCCAAGCUGACGGAGGACUGGGGCAGCAGGAGGAACUGGGUCACGCGGGAUGGGAAGCCCAACUUCGAGCACCUGCUGCGGGAAUUCGGAGAGGCCGUGGUGCCGGUGGCCCAGUGUGACGUGAGGGAAUACAAUUCCCACCCCAAGGAGCAGCUGCCCUUCCGGGAGUACGUGCGCUACUGGCAGGAAUACAUCCGCAACGGAUACCGCUCCUCCCGCGGCUGCCUCUACCUCAAGGACUGGCACGUCAGCAGGGCCUUCCCAGAGCACGAUGUUUACACAACCCCCGUGUACUUCUCCUCCGACUGGCUCAACGAAUACUGGGAUGCUGUGGCUGUGGAUGAUUAUAGGUUUGUCUACAUGGGACCCAAGGGCUCAUGGACACCGUUCCACGCCGACGUGUUCCGCUCCUACAGCUGGUCCGCCAACAUCUGCGGCAGGAAGAAGUGGCUGCUGUAUCCGGCGGGGCAGGAGGAAUUCCUCAAGGACAGGCACGGCAACCUGCCCUUCGACGUGACCGCCCCCAGCCUGCAGGACAGGAGGGUGUACCCUCGCUACGGCCAGAGCCAGCCCCCCCUGGAGAUCGUGCAGGAGGCGGGAGAGAUUGUCUUCAUCCCCAGUGGGUGGCACCACCAGGUCUACAACCUGGAGGACACCAUCUCCAUCAACCACAACUGGGUGAACGGCUGCAACGUGGCCAUCAUGUGGUGCUUCCUGCAGGAUGAGCUGGCAGCUGUCCAGAGGGAGAUCAACCAGUGGAAGGAUCCUAUGGAUGACUGGCACCUCCAAUGCCAGUUGAUCAUGAAGUCCUGCACGGGCAUCGACUACAAGGAGUUCUACAACUUCCUCAAGGUCAUCGCAGAGAACAGGAUUUCAGUCUUGGAAAAGGGCCUGGAUGAGGAGGCUUCGGCCCAGAACACUUCCAAAGCUGCCAUUUCCACCCUGGGAAUGCUCCACGCCGUGUUUGACCUCAAGAGGACGGUGAAGGUGUUGACGUCCCUGAGCGCCAACGAGGAUUUCAAGAAGCUGGAUCUGACCUCCCUCUCCCCCCCUCCAGAGGCUUUGCUGCACCACCUGAAAGCUGCCAUAGAUACAGCCCUGCUCUGAUUUCCCCCAUUCCCUCGGUUCUUCGGGAAAAGGAACCUUUUCCCAAAGGGUUUUGGAGGAGGUUCCUCCUCCCUGUUC